This is a messenger RNA of Ornithodoros turicata, 4329 nucleotides long. RefSeq lists its product as uncharacterized. Gene Ontology annotation, biological process: proteolysis; DNA integration. The coding region runs from base 1 to 4329 and encodes 1442 amino acids. The record is from RefSeq and is a predicted model, not a curated record. Gene Ontology annotation, molecular function: nucleic acid binding; zinc ion binding; aspartic-type endopeptidase activity. The transcript has a single exon. Lineage: Eukaryota; Metazoa; Arthropoda; Arachnida; Ixodida; Argasidae.
AUGUCGGUAGUGACGAGGCUAGGCGCAAAGAAAGGAAACUCAGAUACAGAUGAGGGCGACAUUGUUGGCGAUGCUCAAAAUGUUCAGCAUGCAACGAAUGAGAACAGCUCCGGAGGAAGUAGCGACAGAGAAAUCGAGAAGCUACGACUUCAGUUAGAGAUUGAAAGGAUAAAGCUCGCGCAGAUUCAGGCGGGAGGUGACAGCGGCUAUAGGCCUAACACGGAACAUAGGAGUAGGGCGUGCGAAUAUGCCAGAGAUCUACGUGGGGUUUUGACAGCGAUGCCCGAAUCAGAAGCUCUAGUGCCUGAGUGGUUCGUUAGCGUCGAAACUGUGUUCAAAAACUUUGGUGUGCCGGAAGAUAUACAAGGCACGGUACUGUUGGCGUAUCUCAAUGAAAAAAUGAGGGCAGUCAUUGCGCGGCACGGCAAUGGGACGAUCCUUUUGUACCCCGAAGUUAAAGAGAAAGUGCUUGCCGAACUGCGUUUAACGCCGGCCGCAUACAAGAGACAUUUCUAUCAAGCGAGAAAAGGUGACUCGGAGUCGUGGGGCCCGUUUCUGACGAGAUUGUCAGCUCUCUUUGACCAUUACACAGUGAGCCGUAAUGUAAAGACACUAGACGACUUGAGAGACCUAAUUCUGGUCGACAGACUUACGUAUGUAAUGUCGGAUGAAACACGCUCGUACGUAACGCUCGCAGACACGGGAAAAUGGCACAGGCCCGGUAAAGUCGUCGAAAUGGCUGAAAACUUCGAAGAAACGAAAAGAGGGGCGAAGCAGCGUAGAACGGUAGCACCGGCGACUCAAAGGCGGCCGCCUGAAGCAAGGGAGAAAAUUGUCCCAGGGAAAAACAACGCUGGCAGCCGGGUUCCGAUGCCGACACGCGAAAUGUUAGGUCGUGUGGUUCAUUGCUACAAUUGCAAGGAAGAAGGCCAUUACGCUAGGCAAUGCCCUCAGACUUCAGUAAAAGAAACGGGAAGUAGAUGUAAUGAGCCACGGGUUCGACAGAACGACAGUUCUAAGCUGGUUGCUAAGGUAGCGCUAUUACAUGGGGAUCAGAUGAGCGCGACAAUUGAAAGGGCGAAAGAGGGUGUGACCGCAGAUCUAGUAACACUUAGAGUAGGCGACAGAGUUGUCAAAGCUCGUCUUGACUCGGGUGCAGACAUAACGGUGCUGAAACGGAACAUUGUUUCGUUUCCUGAUAGCGAAAUUGAAAGUGGUGAAAUAAGACUGAGAGGUGCUUUCGGACACACAGUUGGUGCUCAGCUGAUGGAAACACCUCUAGGAAUAGAAACAGAGGAUGGCUGUGGACAACAGGUUCUAACGUUGUGUGCUGUAACCGAAGAGCUAGCGCAGGGGAUAGACGCGUUGAUAAUUCCUCACGAUUUCGAGGAGAUACGAAAUGUAAAUGAAGAGCUUGGUAGAGAAGCUGCGGAGUUAGCAAGCAUGGGAUCGAUAGGAAUCGAGCAAAUAAAAUAUCGGGAGAUAUUUGAACCCCGGGGAACGACUGACGACGGUGAGGUAGAUGAGGAGGUUGAGCAAAACCAAAAUGCCUCUAUUAAUGUUGUCAGCAUCGAGAUUAAUGCUGAACCCGAAAUAAGAAGUGAGGAGUCGCGUAGGUUUGCGGCGGAACAAGGAGACGUAUCCCUAAAAGAAUCAUGGGAACACGCUAAGGAAGGGUCGCACGGCAUGAUUGUAAUCGAUGGGUUGUUAUACCAUAACGACCGCACUGAUUAUGGUGACUGUCGGCAGUUAGUUUUACCGACAUCUCGUAGGAACGAGGUACUGACCCUUGCGCAUGACUCUCCAUGGGGAGGUCAUUUUUCCCAGAGGAAGACCAAACAACGGGUUAAAGGUGCUUUCUAUUGGCCUUCGGUGGCAACGGAUAUAAAAAGGUAUUGUCAAUCAUGUCAUGGGUGCCAAACGUUCUCCAAAGCCAGGAGUACCGAUCGCGUCCCGAUCACUCCGUUGACUAGACCCGAGGAGCCGUUCAAAGUGUUGUACAUGGACUGUAUCGGGCCCCUAGAUCCCCCGUCAGCACGUGGGUAUCGAUAUGCGCUGUGCAUAGUAGAUCUUUGCACGCGGUGGCCCGAAGUUGUACCGCUUAGGUCUCUAACGGCUAAGGCUACAUGUCAGGCAUUGGUUGAUGUGUUCGCGCGAUAUGGCGUGCCCGAGAGCAUAUGUUGUGACCAAGGGACAGACUUCACCAGUAAGCUGACGCAGGAGUUAGCACAGAGAAUGGGAGUACAGAUGAGAUUUUCGACUCCCGAUCACCCCCAGAGCAACGGACUCGUUGAACGUUGGAAUGGGACGUUCAAAGCGAUGCUACGUCACGUUGUAGACGAGGAGGGCAGAGAAUGGGACCGUUAUAUCCCGUGCCUCCUAUGGGCAUACAGGGAAGUACCGAAUGAAAUUACAGGUUUGUCACCAUUUCAGUUGAUGUUCGGUAGAGCUCCGCAUGGUCCUCUCGGCAUCUUGCAGCAAACAUGGGCAGGCGAUUGGACACCACCGACAGGGCUAAACAAGCCGGCGGGAGAAUAUCUAAGGCAGCUCCGCGAGCGAAUGUCUAAAAUGUCCACAGAGGUAUCCGAAAGGGUGCAGAGCGCACAGCAGGCGUACGCAGGUAGAUACAACUUGAGGGCGCACGCGAAAGCAUUUCAACCCGGCGACAAAGUGCUGAUACUCGAGCCUGAAUCAGCAAGCAAAAUGAAAGCAAAAUGGAAAGGUCCUGCGGAAGUAACGGAAAGGGUAAGACCUGAUAGUUACAGGGUGAAAAUGCCUGAUGGUAGCGAACGCUGGGUUCAUGCGAAUAAAUUGAGGAGUUAUAUUGCUCGGGUUAACGCGGUAGGAGUUAUAUUCGGCGAAGACGUUGAAUUUGGAGAAGUAAACACGUGUCCAGUUCAUACAACACAAGACUGCCCCAGAGUAGUAGAUAAUUCCGUGAAUCAGCUAAAUGCUAAACAAAAGACAGAAUUGGACGAGUUGGUAGCGGAAUACCACGAGGUGUUCAGUGAGAAUCCGGGAAAAUGUAAUGUAGGGAGCCAUCACAUACGCUUGGUUCCUGGAGCAAAGCUUGAUAGGGGCCACAUUUACAAAGUACCGGUAGCAUUGAGGGGCGAAGUUGACAAGCAGGUUGAGGAAUUGCUACGAUGGGACUUCAUAUACCCCGUCGAGAGUAAUGUUGCGCACCCCGUACUAUGCGUAUCGAAAAGGGAUGGCACCAUGCGCAUGUGCGUCGAUCACCGGAAAUUAAAUACAGUCACAGAACAGGAUCGCUUCCCCAUGGAAAACAUAACUGAACUUAUCUAUAAAGUGUCAAAGUCGCGCUUCAUAUCUGUAUUAGAUAUGACAAGAGGGUACUGGCAAAUUCAGAUGGACCCUGAAUCGCAGAAAUACACUGCCUUUGCCACCCCUAGUGGUCUCUACGCGUGGAAGGUGAUGCCUUAUGGGCUUCGGAACUCGGCUGCCACAUUUCAGCGAGUGAUGAAUGGUUUACUAAGGCAGCAUAGAGAUUACACGUGCGUGUAUAUUGAUGACAUUGCAGUUCAUCCCAAUUCAUGGGAGGAAAACAUCCGACAUUUAAAAGCAAUUCUCAGUACACUCAGGGAGAGUGGCCUAACUGCGAACAUAAAGAAAUGUCGAUUUGGAGAGCCGAAAGUCAAAUACUUAGGUCAUUGGGUCGGUUCCGGCGUACAUUCACCGGACCCGGAUAAUGUCGCGGCCAUAACGAAAUUGCAGCCGCCGACUGACAAGAAAGGGUUAAGAAGUGCGCUGGGUAUGUUCAACUAUUAUAGGGAAUACCUACCUAACUAUUCAGAACUAGUACUCCCGUUGACCAACUUGACCAAUCGGCGCGUACCAAAUAGGCUGCCAUGGAAUGCCGAAGCAAAGAAGGCGUUUGAGGUGGUGAAGGAGAAGCUGGCUAAGAUCCCAGAGCUGGUGUCACCAGACCCGCGUCACGGAUAUACCUUGACCACGGAUGCAUCCGAAAAAGCUGUGGGUGCAUGCCUGUCUCAGAGAAUUGACGGUCAGGAGAGACCAAUUGCCUUCCUGAGCAAGAAGCUGUCCGAUUCACAAUCAAAAUGGUCAACAAUUGAGAGGGAGGCAUUUGCCAUAGUAUGGGCACUCGGGCGUCUGGAUACGUGGCUGUUCGGGGCAAAGAUAAAGGUGCUCACCGAUCACAAUCCCCUGGCGUAUUUGGCACGCUCGUCUCCUAGCAGCGCACGGCUAACGCGCUGGUCUCUCGCGCUCCAGAAAUAUGAGCUAGAAAUUUCCCAUAUAAAGGGAUCGCACAAUAAAUGUGCCGACGCGUUGUCGCGGUUAGAUUUUUAG